Momordica charantia (bitter melon) is the source of this 1816-nucleotide messenger RNA. NCBI's taxonomy places the organism in Eukaryota, Viridiplantae, Streptophyta, Magnoliopsida, Cucurbitales, Cucurbitaceae. The record is from RefSeq and is a predicted model, not a curated record.
AAAUAAAAUAUGAUCAAUUAUUCAGACUCGUGCGAGUUCUAUUUGUAAAACUAAAGAGGCAGAUCAAUAUACGAGAAGGUGAUUAAAAGAUGAAGUUAUUUUCAUAUCUUGAAUCUGACAAGCAACUUAUGCGAUGGUGGUCUUUGUACAUCGCACGCUUCAUUAUAGCUUCUUAUCAUUACCAUUUGGCUUCUGUUAUCAGUGUUGGGACUUGAAGAAUUGGACCCAUUUCUUGUAAAGUUGGGGUCCUUGAUUUCAACUUUUGUACCGUAACAUAAUUUCUGGAUUUUUGGUUUAUAUACUUGAAAAAACUUGACACAAAAUUCGACCUACUAAGUUACAGACACGGAGCCAUACCUGUUUGAUCAAAGAGGUUUACAGCAUUCCCCCCCCCUUCUUUAUGUCAACUUUCACUUUCUUAUAUAUACAGGCUGUUCUAUGAAACUUGGUCUGAUUUUCCACUUGACUUCAAUAGUAUAAAAAUCCUCAAUAAACUACAGAGCAAGUGGUUCAUUGCGGCAGCAGAAGACAAUGAGUAAAAUACCUCCCAGAGUUUUUCUGUUUCUGUUCUGCAACCUGCUUUAUUCUUUCGUUGUCCACGCCAUAGCCAAUGGUACCAACAGCAAAACGCAAGUUUUCAAGGUUGGCAGUGCUAGAAGUUGGGGAAAAGGCUGUGAUCAAGGUUUGCCUCACUGUAAGCAACAGAUAACUCCUCGGCCAUCAUCUCUUUUGCCUGUUGAAGCAGAGGUUUUGAUAUUUGAAGACCUGAGGCUUGCAGUGGUAUACCCCGUGAUUCAAAAAUUCAAAUCAAUUAUCACCUCGGAUCCUCUAGGUAUCACUAAAACAUGGGUUGGAUCAGACAUAUGCAGCUACAGAGGCUUUUACUGUGACAACCCACCGGAUAACAAGUCUGCCACGGCUCUUGCAUCCAUCGACUUCAAUGGCUUCCAACUUGGUGCACCAUCCGUUGAUGGCUUCCUUGAUCAGCUCCCAGACAUUGCUGUGUUUCAUGCCAAUUCCAACAACUUUGCAGGCACCAUCUCCACGAACAUUGCCAAGCUUCCUUACCUAUACGAGCUCGAUGUGAGCAACAAUCUAUUAUCUGGUCCUUUUCCUACUGCUGUUGUGGGUAUGAACAGCCUGACCUUCUUGGAUCUUCGGUUCAAUUUCUUCUCUGGGUCGGUCCCAGCUCAAAUCUUCGUGCAGGACCUUGAUUUUCUCCUCAUCAACAACAACAAUUUCAUGCAGAAUCUCCCGGCCAGUCUUUCCAACACACAUAUUCUCUAUCUCACAUUGGCCAACAACAAAUUCAGCGGUCCAAUUCCAGGCGGUAUUGUUAAAGCUUUGUCUUCUCUAACCGAGGUUCUGCUAUUAAACAAUUCAUUAUCAGGGUGUUUGCCUUAUGAGUUGGGAUCACUUGAUGAAGCGAUAGUUUUUGAUGCUGGCAACAACCGAUUGACAGGACCAAUACCCUUUUCGCUGGGUUGCCUAAAGAAUGUGGAGCAGUUGAAUUUUGCAGGAAAUCUACUGUAUGGUAUGGUGCCGGAAGUGGUCUGUGGGCUUGGAAAUCUGGUAAAUCUAUCUUUGUCGGACAAUUAUUUCACAGUUGUUGGGCCUCUCUGUCGGAUUUUGAUAGGGAGAGGAGUAUUAAAUAUUAGGAACAACUGCGUUCCAGAUCUGCCUUUCCAGAGACCAAUUGCUGAAUGUGCAAAAUUCUUGGCAUUUCCAAGAAUCUGCCCUCGCAUGUGGUCUUAUACUUUUAUCCCUUGCAUGCUCCCUCCCUUUAAUCCUCCUAUUUCCUACAUUCCCAAAUAUU